CGUGCCCUGGAAGGACUCCUGGGCCUUCCUGUGGUUUUCCCACUGCCACGAGAGUCUCCUUUUGGGCACAUCACUCAGCAUCCCGGUAUUCCAGGUAUCCUUAUCCCAGGAUCCCAUCUGACUGACAGGAGGUAACAGCACAUCUGAGCAUGACCAGUGGGAGAACUAAUUAGAUAAUGGGCCACUGCACAUGCAAAGGAGCUGAGCUGACGUUCCACCGAGGGAGAUGCUAAUUGGGGCUGAUUAAUCAAGCAGCAAGUGCCAGAACAAAACACACACAUGGCCGUGGCAGAGCUCGGCUCCUCAUUCCCAGGGCAUGUCUCAUUCCCAAAGACCUCGGCCACAUAUAAAAGCUUUCAGCCCCAGCUCUGUCCCCAGGACUCCGACUCCCUGCCCAGCCCGUCCGUCCCGCUCCCAGGGAUGCAGCACCAGAAGGGCCUCAGCGACCAGGACUUGUGCCACGACAGCUCGGGCUGUGCCGGGAAGGGCUGGACAUGGCCCAGAUCCAGCGGGAGCUGCCACCAAAGCCCCGGGAGCCUCAGCCACGACCUCGAUGGGUCCUGCCAGAGCGCUCCCCAGGGCUGCCAGCCCCCCGAGCCGUGCCCACCCCAGCAGAGCUGCCAGCCCCGCCGGCGGGUGGAGGUGAACCACACACCCCCCGCGUGCCCCCCGCCCGCCAGGAUCCACCGCCGGCCCCUGCAGCAGUACCGGCCCUCCCCGCCCUGCCAGGACCAGGAGUCCUGCAGCAAGCCCAGGAGGAGGGUGGAGCAGUGUCCCCCCGAGGAUGACAGUCCCCCCGUGGUCCUGCAGCCCCUGCCCCAUCGCCGCCCCUGCGGCCCAUGUUGCCCCCCACCCGUCCAGUGCUGCCCCCCACCUGUCCAGAGGUGUCACCCACCUGUCCAGAGGUGCCCCCCACCCAUCCAGAGGUGCCACCCACCCCUCCAGCGCUGCUGCCCGGCCCCCAUCCCCCUGCCACCACGCCCCUGCCACCACCAGCAAAAGCAGGUCACUCUCUUGCCACCCUGUGUGCAGAAGUGCUGAGCACGGGGACAGUGAGGUGCUGGGACCCCUCACUGAGGUCUGAGACCCCUCCCCGGGGUCUGGGACCGUUCCCCAGCAUCUGGGACCCCUCCCCAGCAUGUCCCCAGUCAGUGCUGAGGGGGUUCCACUCCUUGCCCAAAUGAUGCUCCCGUGGCUGAAGGUUCAUUGCUGCUCUUUGCACAUCAGAUUUGGGGUCCCAACCCCCUGCUCGGCCCCAGCACUGACACUUUAAAUUCCCAGUACCCUCCCCUGCCAGGCUUUGGUCUUCCUUGGGGAAGAGAAGCUGUUUCUUCCCUCAUCUGAGCAACCUGGAGAUGGAGGAACAUCCUGCCACGGAUUCACCUUCUCCCGUGGGUUCAGUGGACUUUGAUUUCAAAGAUAUUCGAAAACAGCAACAGGACUUUACUGGGAAAAAAAGUAACCACUGUGACUGCAGGAGCAUCAGGGACUCCUGCACAUUUAUUUUCUCCCCGUGUAUUAGAGAAUAAAGCUGAGAAAAAAU
Messenger RNA from Pseudopipra pipra, 1543 nucleotides. RefSeq lists its product as uncharacterized. The transcript has 2 exons. Bases 280 to 1041 code for a protein of 253 amino acids. Lineage: Eukaryota; Metazoa; Chordata; Aves; Passeriformes; Pipridae. The record is from RefSeq and is a predicted model, not a curated record.